Messenger RNA from Auxenochlorella protothecoides, 612 nucleotides. Its product is annotated as Charged multivesicular body protein 1. The transcript has 4 exons. Gene Ontology annotation, biological process: late endosome to vacuole transport; endosome transport via multivesicular body sorting pathway; protein transport. Gene Ontology annotation, cellular component: ESCRT III complex; multivesicular body. NCBI's taxonomy places the organism in Eukaryota, Viridiplantae, Chlorophyta, Trebouxiophyceae, Chlorellales, Chlorellaceae. The record is from RefSeq and is a predicted model, not a curated record. The coding region runs from base 1 to 612 and encodes 203 amino acids.
AUGUUUUCCUCGGCGGAUAACAAGCUGCUGGACCAGAUAUUCAACCUCAAGUUCACGAGCAAGCAGCUGGUGCGGGCCUCCAGGAAGUGCGAGGCAGAGGAGAAGGCCGAAAAGAUAAAGAUCAAGAAGGCCAUCGAAAAAGACAACCAUGAGGGCGCCAAGAUCUAUGCCCAGAAUGCCAUCCGGAAGAGGGCGGAGGCCCUGAACUACCUCAGGCUGGCCUCCAGGCUGGAUGCAGUGGUGUCCAGGCUUGACACGCAGGCCAAGAUGCAGAUCAUCAACAAGAGCAUGGUUGGCAUCGUGAAGUCACUUGACUCGGCACUCAAGGCUAACAAUCUUGAGAAGGUUGCUGCAACCAUGGACCAGUUCGAGAAGCAGUUUGAGAACCUGGAUGUCCAGAGCGAGUUUGUGGAGCAGGCCAUGGGCAACCAGGCCGCGCUCUCCACACCCGAGGACGAGGUCAACCUCCUCAUGCAGCAAGUGGCCGAUGAGCAUGGCCUGGACACCAAGCUCGGCCUCCCAGCGGCGGGUGCAGCCCAGGCAGCUCCCACACCAGCGCAGAAGGAAGGCAACGACCUCGCACAGCGGUUGGCGGAGCUGCGAGGCAAGUAG